GCGAGUCCGCAACUCUUAAAGAGGACGUUCAACCAGCUAAACAAAGCUAGCGUUAGCUUCUCUUUCCUCUCAAAGUUUAGUGUCAGGGCAAUUUAUCCUAAAAUUCACAUUUAACAAUUUAAAUAGGCAACGGACAUACAACGAUAGUCGAUAGUUGUUAGCGUAGUUGCAUUCAAAGCAUGACGAGGGACUUUUUAACUUUUGUAAUUGUGACCGUUGUAGCCAAGGCAAGCUGUAAUGGUGGGGUUGUUUCUAGUUAGCUAGCACCGCUUCGUUGUAUUGUGAAUAGUUAUGGUUAACAGAUUUAUAACAUCGCUUAAAUAAAGGAAUAAACAGCUCACCAAGAGAGUCGUCCAGUCUAUCGAUGCGAGCGGUGCACGCUACAUCAACAGGCUGUGGUCAUGUCUAUUGAUUUUGACAGCGCUGCUCUUCAAACCCAGCAUGAUGAAGAGGAAUAUGACCAGGAGGACUAUGCGAGAGAGCAAGAGUUGCAGAAACUACUCACAGACCUGCCUGAUGACAUGCUGGAGGACAGCAGAGACUCCUCCCCAGAACUGGAGUACUCUGCCUGCAGCAAUAAAAACACAGGCAACAGCCCUCAGUCCACGUGGACCCAGCAAUGGUCAGUCCAUCCAAGGCCAAUCUCACAUCAACAGGAUGAGUAUGCUUAUGAGGACGGUGCUGUUCAGAUCAAUGGACAUCUUAGUCACACUCAAGGUCAGCCUCUGCCUCACAUGUGGAAUCAGCAGUCCCAGGAUCAUUCCUUCACCCAAGGAGAUUAUACGUACACCAGCAUCGGCACAGAAAAAGAGACAAGUGACUUCUCCACAGACAUUAACAACCAUGCAGUGUAUUAUGAAGGGGGAAGACACAGUGAUAACCAAAACUAUGGGGAACAAAAUGCAAGAAACCAUUUUCAGAAUUUAAGGUCAGCAGCAGGGGACAGAGUUGUAGACCAGUACAAGGCCAGCUACAAUCCCCACCAUCCACCUCAUCAACCAAAGAUGUUUAACUCCCAGCCUCCUCACCAACAAGGCCAACUUGAUCACCUGCAAAGAGAAUUCCUUGACACAACAAAGCAAACUGCUGAUAAAGAGCAGCUCGCUCAGCUGCAGAUUUUAAACAAAGCUCAGCAGAGGCAAAUUGAAGAUUUGGAGCAGAAACUGGAGGAUUCAAGGCGUAACAUGAGAUACCUCGAGCAUCAGUUUGCAAUUACCAAAGAUGAAAAGGAUGGCCUUGGAGUAAGUCUAAAAGAAUCGAGUGGAUUGCUUGAGGAGGCCAAGGUAAGGGAGGCUCAAAUGCAAAACAAGCUGAAGGCACUGGAGCAGCAAGUACAUGUCCUUAAUGAGAGAGACCAGGAGAACAUGAAGAAACAGAGAGUGGCAGAUUCUGAAGUGGACAGCAUGAAGCAGCAGAUGUUGGAGCUUUGUCGUUCUGAUACUCUGUCCAGAGUGCGGGAGCAACACGACAGAGACCUAGCUGUCUUAAAAGAGCAGCAUGAAUCUGCAUUGUUAACACUGCAACAGAAGUUAGACUCCACCAGUCAGGCUCUGAAUAAACAGAUUGAUGUUAGUCAGAGGUUUCGGGAGCAGGUGAAGCAGCUGGAGCGCCAAAGAGAAGAAGAGCAACUGGAGAGAGCCCGUGUUGUCAACGCUCUCACUCAGCGUUUGGAGGAGAGUCAGAAACAGUGUGCCCAGCUGCUGCAAAACAGUUCAGUGCAGGAAUUAACCCAGAUUCAAAUAAAACUACAACAGGCUCAAUCAGCGAAGGCACUCAGUGAAAACAUGAACAAAGUCUUACAGGAGGAUCUGUCUGAUUUGAAGGAGCAGAUCACGCUUUAUGAAUCAGCUGUGAAACAUGGAGUUAUUGCAUUAGACCUUAGCAAUGACUGGGACAACCAGCUGUCUGAGUCCUGUGUGGAUUUAGGGUUAAAAAAAACAAAGAGGAAAAAUGGCACCCUUCACAGCACUGCCCUGGCUCACCUGUGUGACUCAAAGCUUCCCAAAGAUGAAGCUUUGCGGCUGCUGAGAGCGGAGAUGCAGCGCUGCCUGGCGAGUUUGAAGGGGAAGCGACAGAAGAUCAGUCAACUGCAGGAGGAGCUCCAGCUCAGUCAGAGUCAAGUGAGCGAGCUGCAGACCCAGUUAGAUGAAGCAAAGCUUUGCUCUUCAAUCAAGGAGACUGGCCAGAUAAAACAUCUAGAUCUAAGCGGGGAGUCCCAGAAAGAGUUCAUGAAACUACAGGAGGACAAACAACACUUGCAGGAACAAGUAGAGGUGUUGGAAAAUAAGAAUAAGGAGCUGAAACAGAGUGAGGAGAAGGUGAGGUCUGCCAAUGCUGAGCUUUGCACCAAGAUGAGAGAGAUGAUCCAAGAACUGGACCAGGAGAAGCAGGAGGCAGCUGAGAGGUCUGAACGGAUUAAUCAGCAGUACAGGGAUGACGUGGUAAACGGAAUCAGAACAGAUCUCAUGCUGGAACAUGGCGCUCAGAUUGAACGCCUAACGGCACAGCACCAGGAGCAGAUUGAACAGCUACGGACCCAGCUGUCUGAGACUAACGAUAAGAUGCUGGCUGUGCAGGAGUGUUACAUAUCUGUGUGCAAAGAGAAAGACAUGCUUGAAGAAAACAUACACAACUGGGAGGAGAAGGUGGAGACUUUGAAAAGAGAGAAAGAGCAAAAGCUGCGAGAAGAGACUGAUUCAGCUGUAGUGAAACUGAGGGCAGAGCUAGAAGCUCAGCAUCAGGCCUCAUUAAACCAGCUUAAGGAUGUGUGGUCACAAGAGAGAAAGAAAGAACUGCAAAAGGUGGAGGAAACCUGGGCCCAGAGGCUGGAGGAGACUGGAAGAGAGAGGGACAGAGAUAGUGCUGAGACGGCCUGUCAGACAGAUCAUUAUGAGGACAGCAAUGAGACAAUUACUGUUUCUGAAAUGGACUUGAGGCUCAGUGCCCAGAAACAACAGUUGAAACUGGAGGCUGACAAAGUGAAAUUCAAAGCUGUGGAGGAAGCCAGAAAAAAAGUUCAGAGAGAGCUGCACGAGAAACACCUGGAGGACAUGGCCAGACAGGUCGAAGGUGCAGUAACCAGAGCCUACAAUCGCUGGAUUGAGGAUUUGACUUCACUGCCAGAAUACCAAGCUGCACUCCAGACAGAAAGAGAGAAAUGGGAACAACACAAAGAACAACAGGUAUCCCUGGCCCUGAAGGAGGCAGAGGAGCAAUGUCAUAAGAAAUACAGGAAGGAGUUAGAGGAACAGAGCUCUGGGACUCAGAGGAUGGAAGAGCUCCAAGAGGAGGUGGCAGCCCUUCAGAGCCAGCUGGAGCAAAUGAACAGAGAGCAAACUGCCCUACUGAAGGCUGAGCUGGCUGGAGCUAGAGCAGUCUGGAACCGAGACAAACAGCAGGAGGUCUCUGUCAUCAAGGCCUGCACUGAGCAGGUGUACCAAAACAAGCUGCAAGAGCAGCGCAAAAAGCUGGAGUUUUCUUUGCAGCAUGCCAGGGAGGAGGCUGACCUUCAGAGGAAAGAGCUGCUGCUGCAGAUGGAGGCCAAGCUACAGCAAACUUUACAGGCCAGAGAGGAGGAAUGGAGAUGUCAGACUGCAGAGAGAGAGCAGGCUCAGAGACAAAAGACAAGAGAGGAAUUUGUAGCAGAGCUUCAGACUUGUCUGACAGAGAUUGAGGACAAACUUCACAGGGAUCCCAAAACAGAUCAGCAGGUGAUUGAUGGCACCAGGAGAAGCACUGGGGCGUCAUCAGAUGACACAAUUGUACAGAUCAUCCAAACAUUCUGUAAAGGAACAGUCCACAAAGCAGUAUCUCAAGCCAAAAAGGAGUGGAAGAAAAUAAGUGAGGAGAGACUGAGUAAUGUGAUAAAGGAAACACAGCAACAACAUGAAAAAGAAAUCAACAAAAUUCAAAGCUGUUUGUCUCAGAGGAAAGAGCAAGUUUGUUGCAGGAAAGAAUGCACUGAAGCUGUAAGUAAAGUGCAGAAGAAGAAUCAGGAACUCCAGAGAAAUUUGGAGAAAGCCUGUCGACAGUUCCAGCACAGCGUUAGAGAGCACAAGACUGCCAUGCAGCAUCUGAAAGAUGAACAUGAAAGCAGCUUACAAAAGGCGAAGGAGGAACAUCUGAAGCUGCUGGAGGAAGUGAAGAGAGCUAAAGAAUCAGCAGGAAGCUCUGAACAGCAACAGAAUCUUCAGCAAGGGUUGGAGGAGAUGAAGAAGCAAUACCUGAUGACUGUGGAAAAGAUCAGAGGAGACAUGCUGAGGUACCUCCAGGAGAGCCGGGAGCGAGCAGCAGAGAUGAUCCGUACAGAGGUGCAGAGGGAGAGGCAGGACACGGCCAGGAAAAUGCGGCGCUAUUAUCUGACUUGUCUGCAGGAGUUACUGGAGGACGGAGGAAAGACUACAGGGCAAGAGGCUGUAAUUGUUCUAAACUUGUUAGCUUUCCUCACCCUUUCUUUUUGUGGUAAUUGUAUUGAUCCUUCUGUCUUCUGUAGAGCUGAAAAGAAAAUAAUGAACGCUGCAAGCAAGCUGGCAGCCAUGGCUAAAGUGCUGGAGACCCCAGUCAAGAGUAAAUCUGGAAAGAACUGUUUACAAAGUUGUUUGACAGCUGCUGACUGCCCUCCAGGUAGACACACAGGUUCCACUAAGACCCCGUCAACACUGCCUGAACUUCCUGACAUUAGGCCUGAGGACGCAUGCCAGAGGGAAAAGACAUCUGCAGAUUCAGAGCAGAAACAAACCACUGCAGCAAGAACUAAACCUUUAAGUCACCAGGACAUUUCUGCCUCCAGGAAGGGGGAGGCCUCAGGAUAUCCAGGGCUUAAAAUCCAAACUUCUUCUCACUCACACCCCCGUCCUUUUAAACCUUUUCAACAGAUCCCCUCCUCAUCCCAGGUGGGUUUUGUGGAUGCAUCUGUGAGGAGUAAGAGCAGGGAGCUGUACCUGCAGGGAGAUAACCCCAAAGACUCACAGCAACAGCCACUGGUUAUUUCAGAGGCUCCUGUCAGAGACGAGAGAUGGGCUGACUGGAGCAUGACCAGCAGUGACUCAGAAAUAGGCUUUCAGGUUUCUAGACUUUCCAACACGGGAUGCAAAGUUGAAUCUGUGAAGCUUAUUUCUGUUUCUUCUACAUCAGCUGGUGACUUGGGAGAGUUUGGUGGUCUCACUCCGGACGUUUCUGAAUUGACUGUAUAUAAUGAAAUCCCCCAAAGGACCCCUCAGAUCCAGAACUUUCCCAAUACAAAGCUGAGUUUACACAGAGAGCCUACCCCUGGCUCUGAGAGUGAGAAGAACCAGGGAGUUUGUUCACGGCCUGUUUUCUCUGAGCUGAGGCAGCGGCAGCAGCAGGACAGUGGUUUUGACAGUCCUUUCUACCAACACAAGUGACAAAAUGAAGGGCAGGCAUGAAGUGAGGUAGGGAAACAUGUUCAUAUCUGUUACAACCUUUUCAGUUAUCUCUACACAUGGUGCCUUUAAUGUUGUGUUUGAAGUUUACAUAAUGUAGAACCUUUGGUCUGGUAGCUACCUGCAGUGUUUGUGUGAAUGUGACUUAGGAAAUGAUUGACUUUUUUGCUAUAAAUCCUAAACAGAGAGCUGUUGCAGUGCCUUGGAAUCAACAAGUGCCUUUUGUAGGAAAGGUGUUGAUGAGUUCAUUGUUAUUUCACUUCACAAACAUCUUCCAGUUUUAGCAUAAAUGCCUCAGGUUUGUCUUCUCAAUUGUGUGUUUUCUUAGGUAUAACACUUUCAUCACGAGCCAGUGCAAAGAAAAACACUUUGAGAUCAAACACAGCUGUGCUGCCAACACUGUAACCUGUUAACACUUAAUAUGAAAUAUUGAGGUCCAACCCUGAUACCAACCUACUGAAAUCUAGACAUGGUUCAUGUUAAUACAGAGCUUAUGUCUCUCUGCUGUGCUGUUUCCCUCUCUCUGUGAUCAGAGCCAUUAAAAUUUGUGUGUGUCUGUGCUUUUGUGUUAUGAAAUAUUUUAUAUUA
Molecule: messenger RNA, 5990 nt
Organism: Cheilinus undulatus (humphead wrasse)
Lineage: Eukaryota; Metazoa; Chordata; Actinopteri; Labriformes; Labridae
Gene: cep152
Product: centrosomal protein 152
Exons: 27
Coding region: 402-5384 (1660 amino acids)
Biological process (GO): centriole replication
Cellular component (GO): centrosome
Source: RefSeq, a predicted model, not a curated record